Eurytemora carolleeae is the source of this 2447-nucleotide messenger RNA. Its product is annotated as dnaJ homolog subfamily C member 11. The coding region runs from base 326 to 2179 and encodes 617 amino acids. NCBI's taxonomy places the organism in Eukaryota, Metazoa, Arthropoda, Copepoda, Calanoida, Temoridae. Gene Ontology annotation, biological process: cristae formation. The transcript has 25 exons. The record is from RefSeq and is a predicted model, not a curated record.
CAGUUCAUUUCUUUGAUUUUUAUUGUGUCCCUUAAUUGCACAAAUAAUUUUGACAGUUAUAUUUCUGAAAAAUUCUAGUUCAAUCAAAUCUUUAUUUUUGAUUAUACAACAACAUAAAAAGAUGGCAAUUGUUGCAAGAUUAAAUAUUCCAAAUAUGCAAAAGAUAGAACACAUAAACAAAACACUGAAAAAGAUAAGAAAAACCCUUUUUAGUAUUAUUUAUAAAUUGUAUUGUAAGUGAACUUAUAGUGCACUGUAUACUGUACUUCUAGUACAAUUAACUAACCUUAGUACAAAUAUAUAUUGUUGAUUUAUUUACAGAAAAAUGCCGGGAAGGCAUUCAGAAGAGGAGGAUCCCCUCUCAUCAAGUGAUGAAGACCCAGUUGAUAAUGAAUACUAUGGAUUCCUAAAUGUUCCCAGAAAUGCUUCUAAUGUUGAGAUUACAGCUGCCUAUAAACGUCUGGCCAGGCUUUAUCAUCCUGACAAGCAUCAGGAUGCUGUGAAAAGAGAAGAGGCUGACCUCCUGUUUACUAAAUUGAAGAGAUGCUACGAGGUUCUCAUAGAUCCUCAUAAACGAGCUAUUUACGACUGCCUGGGCAAGGAAGGAUUACAGGAGCAAGGCUGGGCAGUGGUGCAAAGAAGCAAAACCCCACGGGAGAUAAGAGAAGAAUAUGAAGCUAUUGCAAGAGUUCGUGAGGAGAGAAGAUUGCAGCAACGAACUAACCCCGUCUCCAGGUUUCAGAUGACCGUCAAUUGCACAGAUCUGUUUGACCGGUAUUUGUAUGAGUCCGAAUAUGAUGAUAUUAUUGAUAGUCAACUACCACAAUUCGAGAUUUCAAAAAUCAGUCUAUUUUCUUCCAUUCAGGCUCCAUUGACCACUACAGAUACUACUACACUGUCCGGGAAUAUUUCUACAUCAAAUGGUCGAGGAGAAGGAGGAUUUAAUGUUGGUUACAGAAGAUUUCAAUCAGAGAGUGCUUGGCAGGAGUUCAGCUUAGGACUGGGAAGUGGACUAGGAAUGGGAACAAAAUACUUCAGAAAACUUGGAUCAAGAGUAUUUGGAAAUAUGAGCGGUACACUUCAGUUUGCAAGAUCAGGGAUAAAGCCUGGAUUCUCAACUACCUUAGAAACUCACCUGGAUAAAAAUACAGUUGGGUAUCUGACCUAUUCUACAAACCUAAGCCUGAUUGAAACAAGUGAUAGUAUUGCUUUGGAGCAGGAGCAAAGUGGAAUGGAAACCAUGAUUGUUAGGGACACACCCAAGUAUCACAUGGUUGCAUCUGUACAGCUUGGAAUACCCUACACCUAUGCAAUGAUCUCAUAUACCAGGAAAAUACAGGAUAAGAAGAAGAAACUUAGAUCUGCAAUUAAGAUUACAUACAUAUUGCAGUUCAACGGCAUGUUACUACCUCUUGAAUUCAUCAGGAAGAAGAGUUCCCCAGCCCCCGGGAUUACGGUCGGAACUUUUGGUGCUAUACUCGAGUACGGAGUAGAAGAGAGGAUAACGGAACACUCAACUCUGGGCGCAACAAUGGUCGUAGGGUUUCCUGUUGGUGUAACGGUACGAAUAAAGUUGGUUCGAGCUUCACAGACCUACCUCUUCCCCUUCCAUCUCUCAGACGAGGUUAUCUUGCAACCCAUCUUCUAUGGAACUGUUGUCCCCCUGCUCGCCUGGUUUACUGUUAAGAAGUUGAUCCUCGACCCCUAUGAGAGCAGUAGAAAGGAGAAGGAGAGAGAAAGGCGAAGUGAGUUGAACAAGGAGAAAGUGUCUGAGGCCCGUAGGGAGGCACUAGCAUCCUCCAGUCUCAUGGCAGAGAGAUAUAAACGGAUUUCUAAAGAGGAGGAGGAUAAGGGUGGACUGGUUAUUCUUUACGCUGCCUACGGACUCCUGGCAACAGAUGGAGGAGAACUAAAACCAGAGUUUAAAAAUAUUGAUAAUAAUAGUGAAGAGAACUCAAGUUUUAUUGAUAUAACUGUCCCUCUACAGUGUACUGUUGAAGAUUCAAGACUCAUUCUAUGGGAGGGUAGUAAAUGUAACCUGCCUGGGGUAUGGGAUCCUGCUCCAGAGGAUGAUAAAUAUAUUCUAAUCAAGUACCUUUAUCAGAACUCAGUACAUCAGGUUUUCUGUCCUGAGACGGGCUCCAUCAAGCUUCCGAAGACCGCACAUAGAAUAUCCUAGUCUCAACCCUUAGCAGCUUGCAUACUGCUUACUCACACACAAACUUGUUAACGUUUCAUUUUUUAUUUUUCCGCCAAGCGGUAAAAACAGAAUCUGCCCUUCUGUUGCAGGAAGAAAUCCUAUAGAAAUUUAACUGUUCAUUUUUUUAUUUUUUUUUUGUUAAAUUUAGUUUGAAGAAAUUUCUUGUUAAAGGUAGAUAAACUAUAGUGAGCUAAUAGUCAAAAUUGAACUUGUUUUUGGCAAAUUUAGCAUCUAGAUAUCAUUAACU